Molecule: messenger RNA, 2881 nt
Organism: Selaginella moellendorffii
Lineage: Eukaryota; Viridiplantae; Streptophyta; Lycopodiopsida; Selaginellales; Selaginellaceae
Exons: 12
Coding region: 1-2685 (894 amino acids)
Molecular function (GO): hydrolase activity, hydrolyzing N-glycosyl compounds
Source: RefSeq, a predicted model, not a curated record
AUGGAGUCUUUGGAAGUGGCAGUAGACUUGGGGCAUUGGUUUAUGGAGUCUUUGGAAGUGGCAGUGGACUUGAGGCAUUGGUCUUCAGGUUUAGAAAGGUUUAGUUCCUGCUACUCGAUGGUGCAAACCGUUCAUCUUCUCCUCGCUGUGCUCUUGCUCUUGUUUCCAUUGCCUCCAGUUCUCGCUCAUGAUCAAUCCAGAGGCAAAGAUGCUGCUGCGGCUGUUCCAAAGAACUUGGUCCUUGACACUGACCUUGACGUGGAGGAUGUUUUGGCAAUUCUCUACAUUCUCAAGCAAAACAGAUCUCUUAUAAAUCUCAAGGCAAUCACCUUAGACUCAAAUGCAUGGGUAAAUCCGGGUUUUGGAGUCAACAUGGUAUAUGAUCUCUUGUUCACCAUGGGCCGGGACGACAUCCCCAUCGGUGUCGGAGGCGAGGGAGGCAUCACACAAGAUGGCACAAUCCAGCCAAAUGUUGGAGGCUAUGUGCCAAUUAUUGAUCAGAUGCUUUACACCUGUGGGAGUUGUAGAUACAGGCAAGCCAUUCCACCAGGAAGAGGAGCGGGGAGUCUUGAUGUGGACACGCAUUAUGGACUCAGAAGCCAGUUCUUACCUCAGGGGGAGAGACACUACAUCCCAGGGAACCAAAGAAGCUCUCAGGAAGUUCUGCUCGAGGCAUUGUCAACAGGAUCAAACACAGUGCUGCUCACAGGAUCCCACACAAAUUUUGCACUGCUGCUCAUGACACACCCAGAGGUCAAGAAGAACAUCCAGCAUGUCUACAUCAUGGGUGGUGGGGAGAGUGGCAAUUUGUUCACUGGAACUGAGAGCAACCCAAGAGCCGAGUUUAACAUCUUCGCAGACCCAUUUGCUUCUUAUCAGGUUUUUCACUCUGGGCUGGCUAUAACUUUGGUCCCCUUGGAAGCAACGGAUACUGUUCCAGUCACUCAGGAACUUAUCACGGCUCUGGAAAGAAGCAUGAACAGCCUCGAGGCAAACUAUACAUAUCAUAUGCUCAGCAUGCUCAAGCAUAUCUGGCCUGAUGCCUUUUCUCAGUAUUUCUAUCUUUGGGAUUCAUUCACAUCAGCCAUUGCAAUAUCGGGGAUGCUCAAUGGGCACGAUGCUUCGAAAAACGAGUUUGGAACCAUAGAUCCAGCACUCGUAACUAUUGUCACGUCCAACGAGCCUUACGGCGUCCGGGAUGGCUCCAAUCCUCUCUUUGAAACCAAAAGGUGGCGGAAGUUUGGGCUCGAGAAGGGUGGCGUCCACAGCGGCCACGUCCAGACGGGCUUGAGAGAUCCAUUCUGCUAUGUUCCUCGGGGCGAAGGCAUUUGCAAGGAUGGAAGGACGGUGAUAACAAAGAACUGUAAAAGUGGUGGUGGGGUCUUGGUCCAGGUAGUGGGACGAGCAAAACUUUCUUACGAGAACGAUGAGAGGACUCACACGAGCAAGGUGCUCGACAAAGAAUUCUACUCGAGCUUCAUCAACGCACUAAACUCUCCACACCAGUCUGCUCGAUUCACCUUCCAAAGGCAGACGCCGUCCAUCCGAGAAAACCAGUAUAGGGUCAACUCGAGCGGGCCCAAGAGACUUGGCAAAGGCAAGGCUUUGUUAUUCGACAUGGACAUGAGCCCCGGAGAUAUUCUCACGCUCGUCUAUCUCCUCAAGGUACCAAGGACAAUCGUUGAACUCAAGGCAAUCACAGUGUCCGGCAAUGGCUUUGCAAACGCGGCCUCGAUCGAUACGGUGUAUGAUGUGCUGGACAUGAUGGGAAGGGACGAUGUGAGUGUGGGGCUGGGAGCUCUCUUUGCUCGCGGCCAAGCUUACUCCAACGCCACUGGAGACUGUAAGUACAGGCGAGCGGUCCCUCAAGGCACUAGCGGCUUGCUCGACUCGGACACCCUCUACGGCCUUGCACGAAGCCUUCCUCGUAGUCCUCGAAGGUCCCAAAGUUAUCCAAACCUUUCUCCUUUUCUUCCUCAUCUUCUACUGUUCAGGUACUCUGGGAGAUCACAGCUCCAAACUUCAACCGAGGUGAUCACCGACGCGUUGCGCGGCCUGGGCGGAUCCGCAAAGCUCACGGUCGUCGCCGGGGGCCCUGUUACAAACCUGGCGGAGUUUCUUACCGCGACGAGGAACCAGGCUCUCAAAGAUCUCAUCGAGGAAGUCUACGUGCUGGGCGGAUCCAUCUCGCGCCCCGGCAACGUUUUCACCGUGGAGGAGAACUCCAAAGCCGAGUUUAACAUGUUCCUGGACCCGCUCGCAGCCGAGAUAGUUCUUUGUUCCGGUCUGAGAGUGACGCUGCUGCCCCUGGAUGUGACGGAGAAAGUAUCCCCCGAGAAGGCCUUCCUUAACCAUCUGAGAUCCCGGCACCGGCACCGGACACCCGAGUCCUGUCUAGUCCACAAGCUGCUACGCACUGUCCAUGAGCUCAAGACGAAGAACCCGGCCUACGUCCAUGCAGCCAAUCCUCUGGGUGAAGUAAUGGCGGCUGCAGUCGCUGUGAACUCCACAGCUCUGGGUGUUGUGUCGAAAGAAGUGGCCAUAACUGUCGAGGCAACGGGUGACGUCUCUCGGGAUGGAUGGACCAGAGUUGACGAGCACGGAUGCACUGUUCGCAUCGUUGAAAAGAUCAACCGGACAGCACUGGAUUUUCAAGUUGCCAGUGCACUAACAGCUCCAGCGUAGAUUGAUCUACUCGCUCAAAACAAAUCUGAUCAGAACCUGCUACACAAAUACCUGGAGAAGUUACUGAACAGUGAGUAAAAGGGGGCAAUUCGCUUCCUCCCAGUUCACAGAACCUUAAAAGUCAGAACUUUGUACAACAAGAGUGCCUUCCCAAAUCCUCAAAGAUCUCAAUGAAAAACACAAGCGAAACAGGGUA